Molecule: messenger RNA, 2062 nt
Organism: Triplophysa dalaica
Lineage: Eukaryota; Metazoa; Chordata; Actinopteri; Cypriniformes; Nemacheilidae
Gene: traf1
Product: TNF receptor-associated factor 1
Exons: 10
Coding region: 146-1789 (547 amino acids)
Biological process (GO): positive regulation of JNK cascade; tumor necrosis factor-mediated signaling pathway; regulation of canonical NF-kappaB signal transduction
Cellular component (GO): cytoplasmic side of plasma membrane; plasma membrane signaling receptor complex
Molecular function (GO): tumor necrosis factor receptor binding; ubiquitin protein ligase binding; zinc ion binding
Source: RefSeq, a predicted model, not a curated record
CACGAACCACUCAGAUUUCCGGGUGAUGUGGGGGAACCCCGUGGUGAAUUUUUGUUCUAUCGUGGGUACAUAGCAAAAAGUCAUAAGCAUAUCAAUAUGUCAUCAUAACGUGUUUGUACAGACACGGCGUCUUUUUAAAAACUCAAUGGCUUCAGGAUCAGAGCCGUCGAUAAACGGGGGUUCGUCUAUCCCGGGUGAAAACGAAUACCCGUCGGGUUUCCCUCAGAGCAUCUGUGAUGAGGUCCCGAAAGAGAAGUUUUUGUGCAGUAACUGCAAUAAUGUGCUGAAUAGAGCACGUCAAACGGUGUGCGGUCACCGCUACUGCCUGGCGUGCGUCAACUGGCUGCUUAGAAACAACAAAGACCUCGUGUGCACGAAAUGUAAAGAGGAUCAAAGCAUUGAAAGUGAUACUAGUGUACUGACACUUGACCAAUUUUUCAAUGAUGCGGCUAUUAAUAAGGAAAUUUUGGACCUGAAAGUUCACUGCGCUAACCAGGGCUGCCCGUGGAGAAGCACCCUGAAAAACUUUGAGGACCAUCAGACUCAGUGUGAAUAUGCCCUGAUUCCUUGUAACAUUGGCUGUGGCAUUAUGGUUCAGAGGAAAACACUGGCCACACAUCUGGAAAGAGGUUGCCCUAACAACAAGACUACAUGCACCUCUUGCUCAGGCGUCCUGACACUUAGAGAGCUCCAAAAGCACGUAUGCCCCACCUCAGUCGACAAGAAGACGGGCAAAGCAGAAAAGCGCCAAAAGAACAAUCCUCUCGGCAGCUCCAAAAAGAAAGAGCCAUGUUUUUUCUCAGAAGUUGGUUGUCCCUUUAAGGGUAAUGCAGACAAAGUCAAAGAACAUGAGUCGUGCAGUCACGUGGGCCAUCUGCAGCUUCUCUUGGAGGUCAUCAGGGGACUUCAGUGCAACUUAAGUUCUCAAGAGAGGGACAUCCCUGAAAACCUUGACUUUCUGCAGCCUGGACAGACUGGAUCUUCUCUUUUUUCUCAUGAGGAGAAUGAGCUCGAGACAGAUGGCGGAGAACCUGGUCUCAAUGAUAAGGCUUCCAGCCUCCAUGACGACCAGGCUGAACUUGCCGUGGGGCAGCAACUGGACACCCUGCAGCAGAGAGUGCAGGUCAUGGAGAACAUCAUCUCAGCUUUGAACCGAGAGGUGGAGAAGACACAGAUCAAUGUGGUUGCACUGGAGAGAGACAACCUCAAUAAUCAGCAGAUCAUUCAGCACCUUGAAACCAAGGUAGAGGAGCAACAGCAGUGGCUUAUCAGAAAGGACGUUCACAUUACCUCCUUACAGCAGUGCAUCAGUGGACUGCAGGACGUCUCGUAUGAUGGCACCUUUCUCUGGCGCUUGUGUGAUGUCACACAGAAUCUGAGAGAAGCAGCGACUGGCCACAAGAUCAGUCAGUACUCGCCAGCUUUCUACACUGCCAGGUAUGGAUUUAAAGUAUGCAUGCGGCUUUAUCUAAACGGAGAUGGAGUUGGAAAGGGGACACACAUCUCUCUUUUCUUUGUUAUAAUGAAAGGAGAAUAUGACGGCAUUCUUCAAUGGCCAUUCAGACACAAGGUAACGUUCUUCCUCAUAGAUCAGAACCAUAGGGAGCAUGUCAUCGACGCUUUCCGUCCAGACCUCUGUUCUGCAUCCUUCCACCAACCCGUCUCAGAGAUGAAUGUGGCCAGCGGCUGCCCCCUGUUCUUCCCACUGGGGAAAUUGAGGUCGCCUAAGCACGCCUACUGCAAGGAUGACACGAUCUAUAUCAAGUGCGUGGUGGACACGUCCUCAUGAACCUAACGGCCUGGCUGUUAAAGAGGACUGGAAAUCUAAGAGAGCAUCCUUGCCACACUACAAGAUUGUAGACAUUAUAGAUGAUUCGCACCAAAUGAGUUUGGAGAAAAAACAAACCCCAUCCUUUUCAGCUGGGUGAAGAAUGAGGCAAAUUUCCUUGGAAUAUUCAUAAACAAAACCUUUUCUCUGUUGCACUCUGUUUGUAAUUCAUUUGAGGGCUCUGUUAAGCUGCGUUUUGUACUUCAAAUAAAAUCUAAUUUGCAACGCUUUUGU